This is a messenger RNA of Ficedula albicollis (Collared flycatcher), 6319 nucleotides long. It is a transcript of the gene RABEP1, whose product is annotated as rabaptin, RAB GTPase binding effector protein 1. The record is from RefSeq and is a predicted model, not a curated record. The transcript has 18 exons. Bases 146 to 2698 code for a protein of 850 amino acids. Gene Ontology annotation, cellular component: endocytic vesicle; endosome. Gene Ontology annotation, molecular function: GTPase activator activity; growth factor activity. Gene Ontology annotation, biological process: Golgi to plasma membrane transport; endocytosis. NCBI's taxonomy places the organism in Eukaryota, Metazoa, Chordata, Aves, Passeriformes, Muscicapidae.
GCGGGAGGCAGCGCGAGUGGAUUUCUAGGCUGUGAAUGUGGAGCAAGGGCGGCUCCCGGCGCGCACGGAGCGGGGAUAACGCUGCUGCUGCUGGGGAAGGGGAGCCCAGCGUGGACCGGACGAGGCCAGGAGGGGAAGGGUGGCGAUGUGUCCAGAUGCUCUUCUACAACGGGUAGCAGAAUUGGAAAAGGUCAAUGCAGAAUUUCUGCGCACAAAGCAGCAACUUGAGCAAGAAUUUAAUCAAAAGAGAGCAAAAUUUAAGGAGUUAUACCUGGCUAAGGAAGAGGACCUGAAAAGGCAGAAUGCAGUGCUGCAGGCAGCCCAGGAUGACCUGGGCCAGCUGCGGACCCAGCUGAUGGAAGCCCACGCUGAAAUGGAGAACAUCAAGGCCAUAGCCACAGUGUCAGAGACCACCAAGCAGGAGGCCAUUGAUGAGGUCAAGAGGCAAUGGCAAGAAGAAGUGGCUUCCCUCCAGGCCAUCAUGAAAGAGACUGUUCGUGACUAUGAGCUCCAGUAUCACCACAGGAUGGAGCAAGAGCGAGCUCAGUGGAGCCAGUACCGAGAAAACGUGGAGAGGGAAAUUGCAGAGCUAAGGAGGAGACUGUCUGAAGGCCAGGAGGAAGAAAACCUAGAGAAUGAAAUGAAAAAGGCUCAGGAAGAUGCCGAGAAGCUGCGCUCGGUUGUGAUGCCCAUGGAGAAAGAGAUUGCAGCCCUAAAGGAGAAGCUGGCAGAGGCUGAAGAAAAAAUAAAAGCAGCAUCAGAGGUUAAAGAACUGAACCAUUAUUUAGAAGCUGAGAAGUCGUGUAGGACAGACUUGGAGAUGUACGUGGCUGUUCUCAACACACAAAAAUCAGUCCUGCAAGAAGAUGCAGAGAAGCUGAGAAAGGAGCUGCAUGAAGUUUGCCAUCUCCUAGAGCAAGAGAGGCAGCAGCACAACCAGCUGAAGCACACGUGGCAGAAAGCCAAUGACCAGUUCCUGGAGUCCCAGCGCCUGCUGAUGAGGGACAUGCAGAGGAUGGAGAUUGUGCUCACCUCGGAGCAGCUCCGGCAGGUGGAAGAGCUGAAAAAGAAGGAUCAGGAAGAAGAUGAUCAGCAAAGGCUUAGCAAGAGGAAGGAAGAGAAGCAAAAAGAUUCAGAUGAUGAAACAAAGGCUUCAUGUUCUCUGGCCCCUGAAGAAACCCUUACCCAGCUCUCCAAUGAAGAGGUGCAUGUGAAUAGCACCCAUGGCUCAGUCCAUUCCCUGGAUGCAGACUUGCUUCUUUCCUCUGGCGAAUCCUUCAACAAACCAGACUCUGAUAUGUUUAAAGAUGGACUACGGAGAGCACAGUCAACAGACAGUCUGGGCACAUCUGGAUCCUUACAGUCCAAAGCUUUAGGAUAUAACAACAAAGCAAAAUCUGCUGGGAACCUGGAUGAGUCGGAUUUUGGACCACUUGUUGGAGCAGAUUCAGUGUCUGAGAACUUUGAUACAGCUUCCCUUGGAUCCCUGCAAAUGCCGAGCGGGUUCAUGUUGACCAAAGAUCAGGAAAAAGCAAUCAAAGCAAUGACACCAGAGCAAGAAGAGACUGCUUCCCUGCUCUCCAGUGUCACCCAGGGCGUGGAGAGUGCUUAUGUGUCCCCCAGCGGGUACCGCCUGGUCAGCGAGACCGAGUGGAACCUGCUGCAGAAGGAGGUGCAGAAUGCAGGGAACAAGCUGGGCAGGCGCUGUGACAUGUGCUCCAAUUAUGAGAAGCAGUUGCAAGGUAUCCAGAUCCAGGAGGCUGAGACCAGAGACCAGGUGAAAAAGCUGCAGGUGAUGCUGAGGCAGGCUAAUGACCAGCUGGAAAAGACAAUGAAAGAUAAACAGGAAUUGGAGGAUUACAUGAAACAAAGUGCUGAAGACUCCUCUAAUCAGAUCUCCUUGCUCAUGGCUAAGUGUCAGAAGUCAGAGAAUUUCCUCAGUGAGCUGCAGCAGGCGUUUCUGCAAGCCAAGAGGAGUGUCCAGGAGCAAAUGGCUGUCCUGACACAGUCAAGGGAGCAGGUUUCAGAGGAGCUGGUGAGACUUCAAAAAGAUAAUGAAAGCCUUCAAGGAAAACACAGCUUGCAUGUGUCCUUACAGCAGGCUGAAGAUUUCAUUCUACCAGAAGCAGCAGAGGAGCUCCGUGAGCUGAUCCUCAAGUACAGGGAGGACAUCAUCAGUGUGAGGACAGCAGCAGAUCACCUCGAGGAGAAGCUGAAGGCAGAGAUCCUCUUCUUGAAAGAACAGAUCCAAGCUGAACAAUACCUGAAAGAAAAUAUAGAAGAAACUCUACAGCUGGAAAUAGAGAAUUGCAAAGAGGAAAUAGCUUCCAUUCCCAGUUUAAAAGCUGAACUGGAAAGAAUAAAAGUGGAAAAGGAACAGUUGGAAAGCUCUUCACAGGAAAACCUGCAGCAGCUGGAGAGUCUGCAGGAGGCAAAGAACACUCUAGAAGAACAGCUGAAGAAGGAGACUGCAGCAAAGGCCAACCUUGAGCAGCUGGUGUUUGAAGAGAAGAACAAAGCUCAGAGGUUGCAGACUGAAUUAGAUGUCAGUGAGCAAGUGCAGAGAGACUUUGUAAAGCUUUCUCAGACACUUCAGGUGCAGCUGGAGAGGAUCCGGCAGGCAGAUUCCCUGGAGAGGAUCCGUGCAAUCCUGAACGACACAAAACUGACGGACAUUAACCAGCUCCCUGAAACAUGACACCCUGCUGGGCUCCGAGGCUGCACUGGGGUUUUUAACUCAUCUUUAUAGCAACAUUAAUUAUUAUUUAACUCUAACCGAGAGAGCAGAGGGCAGCAGAGGGGAGCAAUGACUUAAGUUUUGUUUCUAGAGGGGAAAAAGGUUUCGUGCUGGGCAGGAGGAGAGCACAAGGGUGACUUGUAGAGUAGGAAGGAGAACUUUCUAAUGGAAACACUAAUGAGUGCAGUGUUUCGUGUUCCACUGAGUGGGAUCAGUCCUUACAUUCUGAAAAACUUCCCUCUUUCAGCCGACUUCGUAACCUAAUCUAGAGUUUUGGAACAUAUACCCCUGUCUUUCCCUCUGUCCUUUCCCCCACUACUGUGAUCAAAGUAGCUGCUGGAAACUGUAUUGUCCCUCCAAAAUGUUGAAGAGCAAAGUGGUUGAAGUUUUUCUGUUUGAAUAGUCAGUAACAGUAUUCAGCUAGCAGAGAGAAUGAGGUGUAGAGUAUGCUGUAUGAAUAUUUUAUAUUAAAAUAUGACUUUAUUAGCAGGACACUGGAUAUUGAUCUUAUUUCAUAACUCAGUACUUUUUUUUUAAAAACCAUUGGCUCUGUGAAGAAUCUGAAUGCUGCUGAAAUGUGGAUAUGAGUGAGCUGUGUAUCUCCUGAACAGAUAAAUGCUAAUCCAAAAGAAAAAGAAUACUGUACUGAGAAUUUUACUCCUUGCCAUUUUUCUGUUGAAUUCAGAUACUGAAAGAAAAGCACAAGAAAUGCACUGUUUUGUAAUAUCUUUUCAAAAAUGUAAUUUAGAAUAUGGAGCUACAACCAGUUGUUUCUCAUCUCCUAAAGCUGAGCAGUGCCUGGAAUCCCUUCUCUGUGGAAACAACAAAAAAAAAGUAAACAAAAAACCCAAACAGAAAAAAGCUGGUACAGAUGGUGUGCAUACCUGAGCAUUGGCCUGAGGUGGUGCAGGUGUGCUCUGCUGUGGGGGUGGCACAGGGUGUGAAGGCAGCAGCUCUGGGGAAGGUGUGGAGCUGUUCCUGACCCCUCUGCAGGGCCAGCCUCGUGCAGGAGCUGCAGGAUUGUGCUGCUGCAGCUUGGAGGGGCAGUGCAGCCCUUUGGUGUCCUGGCACUGCUCAGGGGUGGCUCCUGUGCUGUGCCCUAGUUCUGCUCCCAGACAGUUAAAUGACACUGACUGAGGUGGCUGCAGAGGCAGGAAAUUCUUGUGAUCACUCAGCUGACAGGUUUGGGUUUCUUGUUCUGUAGAUGCCCAGAGGUAACAUGAGCAUCCCUCCUCCUCCUCCUGCACUGCUGGAGUUCCUCCUGCAGCUGGAUGGAUUCCUGAACUGUUGCAGGUGUUGAUGAUGCUGGUGGUACAAACCCAAUUUGUGAACUUUACAGCUCAGUUAAAAGGAGGCUGAAGGAGCAGAUCCCACUGUCCAAAACUUGUUAUUUUUUCCUCCAUUCCUUGCUGUUUUUUCUUCACAUACUUGGCCAGAGAUCUGCUUUUCUUCAUCACCUUCAAAAGUGACAGAAAAUGCUCCAAACUGCAAUGCACAUGGACUAUAUAUUUUAAGUGCUUAGAUCCUAUUUUUAGCAGUGUAUAUCCUGCUACUGACAUAAAGUCAGAACCAGUGGUUUUGAAGAGGAAUGCCUUAAAAACAGCCAAAAAAGCAUCAUACACUCCUUGCCACUCAUUACAAGAAUUAAAGCAUUUUAUUCACCCUAGCAAUUAAUUCCCUUCAUAAUCCUGACACCCAAAAGUAAUUUUUCCCACCUUAGUAAUGACUAACAGAUGGCAGAGCUGUCAUGGCUAGAGAUGACACUUUCACAUAAAGGUGACCUUGAAAUGUGGUUUGAGUCUUGUUUGGUAUUACCAGGGUAGGGAUUUUUUACCCUUUCUCGCUAUUUGCUGAACUGUGGGUGACAGCAGCCAGGUCCUGAUGCAUAAAUCCAGGACCAGAUGUUUUCAUUCAGUUUUCCAGUGGCUGGGUAGACUUUGGAGACAAAACUUCAGGCCUUUAAUAGGAGCUGCAGAACAGAAAGAAAAGCUGAUUUCUCUGUUCCCACCCUCCCUUGCCAAAAACUGAGGUGUCAUUGGUUAUGGGCUUAAUUGCUGUUACUGGUGACUACUCCACCUGUGCAGGAGGUGCAAGGAAGCCUCUUGUAGGGCAAAAUUGCACCACAUCCUGUACCCUCUUCAGAAGCUGAGCACUUGAGGAACUGAGACCUGAAGUCUUUCACAGUAAAAUAUUUUUGGUUGUGUUUCUGGAUGGUCCCAGUGGGAGAGCAGGGGAAGGGGGUGUUUGUGUGUCUGGCCUGUUCUCAGCAGCCCUGUCUGCUCUGAACACCCCUGGCUGUGCUGGCUCAGAGUAUUUCAGGUGCUCCAGGGCUGGGUGGCUUUUCCUUGGUGUUCUUUUCUGGCUCAUGGGCACAGCUUUCCCCAGGUGCGCUGGUGUCAGGGUGAGGCCAUGGCUGCAGCCUGGCGGGAAGGAAGUGAGUGGGGCAAGUGCUUUGGGCUUCUUGGUAGCCCCAGGGCCACUGGAGCUGUUCCCAAACACAGAUCUGCAGGCCUGGGGGGUGUGCACUGUCUGUUUUUCCUUGUUUGUGAACCAGGCACUGCACAGGUCCCUGAAGGAUCUUCCUUUGGCGUGCAGAGGAGGGGCAGGCAGUUCUUGCAUGGUUGUUUUCCUUUUCACCACCCUGUUCCAUCACUCACCUGAACACCUGUGCUCCUGUCUCAGUACCAGCUGUGACCAUUUUAAUGUUGGAACACAAGUCACCUUUUUUCACCAACUGCUGUGAUGUCAGACUUUUAAACGAUUCUGUUUGAGAUUGGAACCCUGGCUGUUCACCGACCUGGUGGGAGAUGUGCUCCCUGCAAACUACUGUCCCUCCUGGGCAAGGACAGCAAAGCUUCAGCAGCAGCAACUGAGCUUCUGCUGAACUCAAACGUAAAGGGGCCUUUAAAAGCAAAGCAAGACAGUGUGUGCCAAAUUUGCUGAGCAGAUGUACAAGACUGUAAAUGUAGGAAAAGCUCUUGGGGUACUCACUGGAUGAUGGAUUCUGGUGUUACUGCUCGUGAACAUGAGAAAACAAAUGCUUUUCCUUCCAGUUCUGGGUGUUGUGGAGCCUGGCUGGGGCCAGGCGGGGUUCUCCUGCCUCAGGCAGUGUCCCCUGCCCAGCUGUGACACUGAGCUGUUGGUGACAGGGCCUGGAUGGAGUUCUGUCUGCAUUCCUGUAUAGUCCUAACCUGUACAAAGUGUUCUUGCAGCAUGUCUGGUACCCGUCCCUCCCCAGCAGUGCCCCCUAUUCCAGCAGUGCAGUCACUCCUGUCCCCCUGAGCUUCACCGUGGCUCCUUUUCCAAGGGCAGGGGGGAAGGACAAUGAUUACUGUCCACUAGAGUCUGUUACAGCAGAGACUGGAUUUGCCUUGUAAUGGCAAGGACUCCAGAGCCAUCUUUUGCAAAAGGCAAACAGUGUUUGGAAGUCAAUACUGCAUUCCAGUGAGCCAAGCCAUUGGUGUCCUGUGCAAUCGUGGGUGUAGAAUUCUGCUGUCUCCAGGAUUCCAGUGUAACCAUUUGUUAACUGUACUGAAGGUGUGUCCUUUAUGGAGAAAGUGUUCCAAAUUAAAAAAAGCUGCU